AUGUUCAGAAAUAACUACGAUGGCGAUUCGGUAACUUUCUCGCCAACCGGCAGACUUUUCCAGGUCGAAUAUGCUUUGGAGGCCAUCAAACAAGGUAGUGUGACGGUUGGCGUCAGGUCCAAGAAGCACGCCGUGCUGGUUGCCCUCAAGCGUAAUGCGGACGAGCUGUCCUCUUAUCAGAAGAAAAUCAUCAAGUGUGACGAACACUUGGGUCUGUCAUUGGCGGGUUUGGCUCCUGACGGACGUGUGUUGAGUAACUUUCUGAGGCAGCAAUGCAAUUACUCUAGCUUGGUUUACAACAGGAAGCUGUCACUGGACAAAGCGGGCUAUCUGCUCAGUGACAAGGCGCAGAAAAACACACAAUCCUACGGCGGAAGACCCUACGGUGUGGGGCUCCUGCUGGCAGGCUACGACAACAGUGGUCCUCAUCUGCUUGAGUUUCAGCCUUCGGGAAGUACUCUCGAACUCUACGGCUCUGCAAUUGGCGCUCGCUCGCAAGGUGCCAAGACCUACUUAGAAAGGACCUUAAACGAAUACUUAGAGAUUGAAGCUGCCGAUGAUUUGAUUGCUGUAGCCGUAGACGCCUUAAGGCAGUGCCUGAAAGAUGAAUCACUCACGACCAAGAACCUGUCAAUAGCAGUGGUGGGGGAAGAUAAACCAUUCACAGUUCUCGAUGACGAGGCUGUUGCGCCGUAUCUUUGA
Molecule: messenger RNA, 702 nt
Organism: Lachancea dasiensis
Lineage: Eukaryota; Fungi; Ascomycota; Saccharomycetes; Saccharomycetales; Saccharomycetaceae
Source: the annotation of a GenBank genome assembly